AUGAACACAGUCAUGACUACUCGAAAGACAAAGCGAACUGCCGAUGAAGAAUCUGUUAGUAUUCUGGAUGGCUUAAAAAACUCGCUCCAGAAAAUGGAGCUGCGUCCAGGAGCUACAAAGAUGAGAACUCAAGUCCGCCAUGCUCGUAUCACCCAGAAACUUCACUCCCAGAUAGCCAGUGCUGCAGAGCCAGCUGAAACUACAGCUUUAGCAAACACUGAUGGUGCAGAAGAUGAGUUGGACGACGCGACGUACGAGUUUCCAUCCAAUGAUGAUCCUACAGAGGACACAUGUACAGACGCCGAUAUGAGUAUGGGCUUAGACUUAGAUGAUGAAAACGCACUUGAAACUCCAGGAGUACUACAGUCAUUAAACACCAACACCUCUCUAUACAAGGAUUUUGUUAAUACCCCAAAAGAGUUGAAUGAGCCAGAUGGAGGCAAGUGUGAUGUUGAUACGGCUGAUAUUCAUUUGUCUCGAAAAAUUCUUGCUACGCAGCGUGCUCAAAAGUAUUGCCAACGUGCACAUACAACAUUUUCAGAUCUAUGUCGAUUUCAUUACACACCCCCAAUGACUCCACCAUCAGGAUACUGGAUAGCUAGACUUAGCAAAUACAAUCUGGAGCGAAAGCGAUGGGCUAACAAAGGUCCUGUACUUGUAUAUUUUUUGGAAGAUUGGCCAGCCAGGUUUGUUGGUAACUAUCUCUACGGAUCACGAAGCGUAGCAUUUAAUAUACAACUCCAUGAUUCGCGAAUCACAAUCAACACACAGGGACACAAUACAAUAUCAAAAGCAUACAUUCAAACAGAGUCCGUUCCUCUCAAUAGCUAUUUUCCCGAGGCAGCUACACACGGAAAUCUGCCUGUUUACAAAUGCGAGAGUGUAAUUGUUCCUGAAAAUGAGCAAGUUCCCUCAUUGAUUUCGCUUUGCUUCCAAAAUCAACAGGAUGCCUAUCAUGUCACGCAAUACACGUCGAAUCUAGUGAUGGCUUGUCGUAGUAUUGCCAUUGCAAAGCGGGUUGCAACAUUUGUUCAGCCUCAUAAAGUUGCAGGUCAUCCAAAUCAUGCCACUGUCAUUUCAUCAUACAGUAAUGAUGGGGAGUUUACUCAAAAGCUUGCAGCAAAUGGCCUGUAUUAUUUUCCUCAGUACAACAGCAUGAAAGGGACCGUGGAUGAUUUCACCAAGUGUAUAUGGUGCGGCACCGAGUUUCCACCAUUUCCAUCAUCACAGUGCAAUAUUAAUGUCAUUCAUGCUGAAGGAGAAGCAGCAGAACGCUUAAACUGUCCAUACGUAGGUUUACGGUGCUAA
This is a messenger RNA of Batrachochytrium dendrobatidis JAM81, 1308 nucleotides long. RefSeq lists its product as uncharacterized. The transcript is spliced from 8 exons. Lineage: Eukaryota; Fungi; Chytridiomycota; Chytridiomycetes; Rhizophydiales. The coding region runs from base 1 to 1308 and encodes 435 amino acids. The record is from RefSeq and is a predicted model, not a curated record.